Trametes versicolor FP-101664 SS1 is the source of this 291-nucleotide messenger RNA. RefSeq lists its product as uncharacterized. The annotation marks the transcript as partial. NCBI's taxonomy places the organism in Eukaryota, Fungi, Basidiomycota, Agaricomycetes, Polyporales, Polyporaceae. The transcript has a single exon. The record is from RefSeq and is a predicted model, not a curated record.
GUCUUCCCGGGCGCCGUCCACCCCGAGGCGCCCCCAGACCCCGAACGAACCGCCGAAGCCUUCCUGUCCACCAAAAAGAAGUACAAGCCCGUCGCUAGGAAAGUGAGGCCUGUCCUAGGAUCCACCCCCGAGCAGUUCCGCGUGGAGCGCAACAUCACCGGGGACCCCUUGGCGGACAUGCCUGAGCUACCGACGAACCCGACGGACUUCGUCCCGACUGGCCGCUACACGGCUGAGCGACAAGAGGCGUUCGACAAGGCGCAUUCCGAGGACUUCCUAUGGCCAGAGGAA